This is a messenger RNA of Cynara cardunculus var. scolymus (artichoke), 727 nucleotides long. RefSeq names its product mavicyanin-like. Lineage: Eukaryota; Viridiplantae; Streptophyta; Magnoliopsida; Asterales; Asteraceae. The record is from RefSeq and is a predicted model, not a curated record. Gene Ontology annotation, cellular component: plasma membrane. Gene Ontology annotation, molecular function: electron transfer activity. The transcript has a single exon. Bases 56 to 649 code for a protein of 197 amino acids.
AAAACUAGAAAGUUUAUAGAACAAGAGGAUUAUAUGAGAUUUCAACACAGAAAAAAUGACAGGAUUGAACUCUAUGGUUUUGUUGGUGGUGGUCAUGAUGGUUGCAUCUCUGCGGUUGCAAGGCACGUUGGCGCAGACUAGGCAUGUCGUAGGAGACACCUUGGGCUGGACCAUUCCAAUCGGUGGUGCUGCAACUUACACCACGUGGGCUUCCCAACAGACCUUCACCGUCGGUGACACUCUUCUUUUUAACUUCACCACCGGAUUACAUAAUGUGGUGGAAGUUUCACAUGUGGUGUACGGACAAUGCUCCUCCGUCAACACCCUUUCACCCAACUCUAUUGGCCCUGUCGUCGUCAAGUUGACCCAACCUGGCAACCAUUACUAUAUUUGCACUGUCGUAAGUCACUGUCAAAUUGGUCAGAAAUUAGCUAUCAACGUCUCCCCAGCCACCUCCACCACUCCCCAAGGAGCACCCUCAUCGGCACCCGUAUCACCACCAUCUACCAUCGCUUUUCCUCCGUACUUCCCUUACUACUAUGUUCCCGUCGGAAGCCCCAUUCCGCCACCAAUAACUAGCGCAGCUCCAUCCUUCACCGCCAUAAUACUGGUCACUUUCUUGGCAGUUGUUUUGGCUUCCUUAUAUUAAAUCAUUUUGACAAUUCGAGUUUUUCUUGAAGGAUGUGAGGCUUUUUUAGUCUUUGGAAUUUAUUGUUGAUUAUAACCU